AUGGCUUCAAAUGGUAACAUGUUACAACCCCAACUUCCAAGGUUCAGGGGGAAGAAUUUUAAUCAAGGGAAUAUUCAAAUGAAAGUGUUAUAUGGCUCUCAAGAAUUGUGGGAUAUUGUUGAAAGAGGAUACAUUGAAGUUGAGAAUCAGAGUGAGCUCACAAAUCAACAACUUGUUGAGUUAAGAGAAAAUCGUAAGAAAGACAAGAAGGCUUUAUUCUUCAUUUAUCAAGUUGUUGAUGAAUUUAUUUUCGAUAGAAUUUCAAUAGCUACUUCUGCAAAGGCAACUUGGGAUAUUCUACAAUCUACCUAUCAAGGAGAAGAUAAGGUAAAGAUGAUAAGUUUAAGAUCAAAUGGUGAAGAAGUAGGCAAUCAAAGAGUUUUUGAAAAGAUUCUUAGAAAUAUGCCAAGAAAAUUUGAGCAUAUCGUCAUUGCAAUUGAAGAAUCGAAAGACUUAUCUAUGUUGUCUAUAAAUAGCUUGAUGGGUUCUCUUCAAUCCCAUGAGCUAAGAUUAAAACAACUUGAUGUUAAUUCCGAGGAAGCUUUCCAAAUGCAAACUUCAUUCAAAGGUGGUUCACGUGGAAGAUGUGGUGGUCUUGAAAGAUGA
Molecule: messenger RNA, 606 nt
Organism: Cucumis melo (muskmelon)
Lineage: Eukaryota; Viridiplantae; Streptophyta; Magnoliopsida; Cucurbitales; Cucurbitaceae
Exons: 2
Coding region: 1-606 (201 amino acids)
Source: RefSeq, a predicted model, not a curated record